Hyaena hyaena (striped hyena) is the source of this 3071-nucleotide messenger RNA. Its product is annotated as C-C chemokine receptor type 5-like. The coding region runs from base 72 to 1127 and encodes 351 amino acids. The transcript has 2 exons. Gene Ontology annotation, molecular function: chemokine (C-C motif) ligand 5 binding; C-C chemokine receptor activity. Gene Ontology annotation, biological process: chemotaxis; G protein-coupled receptor signaling pathway; immune response. Lineage: Eukaryota; Metazoa; Chordata; Mammalia; Carnivora; Hyaenidae. Gene Ontology annotation, cellular component: membrane; cytoplasm. The record is from RefSeq and is a predicted model, not a curated record.
GUGCACAGCUCAGCUAGCCAGAGUGGCUGAGACAUCCGUUCCCUUACAAGAACCAUCCUGCAUCGAGGAACAUGGAUUAUGAAACAUCGAGUCCAUACUAUGACAUUGAAUACGAGCUCUCAGAGCCCUGCCACAAAGCCGACGUGAGGCAAAUCGCAGCCAGGCUCCUGCCCCCGCUCUACUCCCUCGUGUUCAUCUUCGGCUUCCCGGGCAACCUGCUGGUCAUCCUCAUCCUCAUCAACUGCAAAAAGCUGAAGAGCAUGACCGACAUCUACCUGCUCAACCUGGCCAUCUCCGACCUGCUCUUCCUCCUCACUCUUCCAUUCUGGGCCUACUAUGCUGCAGACCAGUGGGUUUUUGGAAACAGAAUGUGUCAAUUUCUGACCGGGAUCUAUCACAUAGGCUUCUUCACCGGGAUCUUCUUUAUCAUCCUUCUGACCAUUGAUAGGUACCUGGCUAUCGUCCAUGCCGUGUUUGCUUUAAAGGCCAGGACAGUCCUCUUUGGGGUGGUGACAAGCGCAGUCACCUGGGUACUGGCUGUGCUGGUCUCUGUCCCAGGGAUCAUCUUUAGCAGAUCCCAAAAAGAGGGUUCGCGUUUUACGUGUAGCCCUCAUUUUCCACCCAAUCAUUAUCGCUUCUGGAAGAACUUCCAGACAUUGAAGAUGAAUCUCUUGGGCCUGGUCCUGCCCCUCCUCGUCAUGAUCAUCUGCUACUCAGCCAUCCUCGAGACCAUCCUCCGGUGUCGGAGUGAGAAGAAGCACAAGGCCGUGAAGCUCAUUUUCGUGAUCAUGAUUGUUUACUUUCUUUUCUGGGCCCCCAACAACAUCGUCCUCCUCCUGAGCACCUUCCCGGAUUCCUUUGGCCUCAAUAAUUGCAGUAGUUCCAACAGGCUGGACCAAGCCAUGCAGGUGACGGAGACUCUGGGCAUGACACAUUGCUGCAUCAACCCCAUCAUCUACGCCUUCGUUGGGGAGAAGUUCAGAAGCUACCUCUUCCAGUUUUUCCGAAAGCACAUUGUCAGGCACUUCUGCAAACACUGUCCUUUCUUCCAAGGAGAGACCCCCGACAGAGCAAGCUCAGUUUACACCCGAUCCACUGGAGAGCAGGAAAUCUCUGUUGGCUUGUGACCUGGACCAGGUGUUUGUACACAGCCUGGGGGCGGGAGCAAUUCUUUUAAAAAGGAAGUGACUGUCAUAGAGGGUCUAAGAGCCAUCCAUGCGUCUGGCAUCUGAGUAUAUCAUAUCACUCGAGACUGUCACUUCCAGAAAGCCGAAUCAAUACAUGUCGAUGAUAGGGCAAACCUCCUCCCUUCCCCCCGCCCCCCUGCCCUGCAUAUGACAAUUUAUUGACAAACUCCCCCUUUGCUGCAAAAGUUUACUAUAAAAAAAAAAAAAAAAGAUCCUCAGGGAACUCCUAAUUCUUGAGCUUGGUUACCUAGACAAGAACAAUAAAAGUAAUCAGGAUGCAUAUUGUACAGUGUCUGACCUGCUCGAGGCCACAGGUGCCGGUUGUAAGUGUGCUGAAAGCAGGUGCUUGGGAUGAUACGUUAAGAAAUGAGCCCUUCCAAGAGUGAUCUCCCCGCCAAGGUGUGGUUGGUAAGUUCCACAGGCGAUCAAAAUGGGGUGAGAGCUGGGAAGGCUUCUUCAGGGAGAAGGGGAGUGGUGGGAGGAAGGCUGAGGGCCAGGCUGCAGACCCCGCACAUGUGCGGGGUGGCUCUGCGGUGGGAGGUCAGCAGUGGCCGGGGAAAGGAUGAGUGAGCCUGGACCGUGGGAAGCGUGCACAGCACUGCUUGUCAAAGCCAGAGCAGAGCCGGGAGACUCCCAGGCACCGCAGCAGAGAGCUCAUUGCACGGCAGAAGGGUGGCCUAGAAAGACGAACUUUUAGGUCAGGUGAGGCAAGGAGUCUUCCAUGCAGGUCCAGACACCAGGGAUGGUGGCACCUUCUCCGCAUGUAGGGAGAGAGACAGCAGGACUUGGGGUGGACAGGGGUUGGAGGUGAGGAGCCGUGGGGAGGCAGAGGGAACCUCUAGGCUUCAAGCACGCAGACUGGAGACCCCCUUAAGGAAGUCCUCAGGCAUGGAAAGGGGACAAGGUUUGCAUCAAAACCAGGAGGGGCUGGUUGAAGAGGAAGGGUCUGGUUGUGCAGGCUUGAACACAGCCUUCUGUUGACAGAAGCAGAACUGCCCCUCGGUGGCUGCUCCUGCCUUCGGAGUUGUCCAUUCCGUCACAGCCCCAACAGUAGGGCAUCUCCAGGAGACUUGGAAACACUAGGUUUAGGAAACACGUGGGUCUGAGGGCAGGAGCACUUUCACAUCAGAUGUGACAUCCAGGUGAGGACUGAUUGUGUAGGUAAUGAGCACGCAGGGCUUUACAAGCAUUAAGCAAAGAAGCCCCGGAGAUGGGAGGGAAGCCAGGAUGACUAAGUUUCUGCCCACCUGGAACACACUAGAGUUAAGUCUCAGUGGGCAGAAGGCAGAAGGAACAGCCAGAUUCAUUUGGAAACAGGCCGCCUCCAGCUGACUCACCUCCAAGAAACACAGUUUUAUGGAACUUUCUGUUUCAGGCUGAGUGUGGUGGCUUGGGACACUCCUUUCGAUGCCUUCUCUGGACACAUCGCAACCCCGAACACUAAGGGAUCUGUUCCUUUCAAAGAGAAGGUCAUGAUUUCAUGUUUGGCAGUUGCUACUUGUUUGGUACAUGCCCAAGAUUGUUUUGAAUUUGGGGAGCAGCUAAGACCAUUUGGGAAAGAUUAGGUGAGGAAACAUAAGAGCAGUGAGACUCACUCAAGAGACUAAGGUAUCAGAAUAAUAAGAGGUGCUACUGAUUUUUCUCAGCUCUGAGAUAUGACCUUGAGAGCAUGGGUGUCAAUGGGGAGCAACCGGAAGUGCUCUUAAGGUUGUUUCAAGGGUAUAAAUAUCAUAUGACCCUAGCCUCUGGGUCAACUCAAAGACACUCUGAUAUCUUUGUAUAUGUAUGUAUAUCAUGUAUGAUAUGGUAUAUCUUAUGUAUAUACAAAUUUACAAAUUGCUUGUAAGAAAACCCUUACCUAAUAAAAACCACACUGUAAAAUAA